Nerophis lumbriciformis (worm pipefish) is the source of this 1110-nucleotide messenger RNA. The record is from RefSeq and is a predicted model, not a curated record. Lineage: Eukaryota; Metazoa; Chordata; Actinopteri; Syngnathiformes; Syngnathidae.
CUUAUUCAGGACCAGCCCAUAUUCCUGCUGACCCCGGCGGCCCAGGCUGUGUCUGGCUUCUUCGUCUGGACCGCGCUCCUCCUCACUUGUCACCAGAUAUACAUGCACCUGCGUUUCUAUAGCUCACCUCGGGAGCAACGCCACAUUGUUCGGAUCCUCUUCAUCGUUCCCAUCUACGCCAUCGACUCUUGGCUCAGCCUCCUCUUCUUCACCAAUGACCAGUACUACGUGUACUUCGAUACUAUCAGGGACUGCUACGAGGCGUUUGUGAUCUACAACUUCCUAAGUUUAUGUUACGAAUACCUUGGAGGAGAGAGCGCCAUCAUGGCAGAGAUACGAGGGAAACCCAUCGAAUCCAGCUGCAUGUUCGGCACCUGCUGCUUAAAGGGAAAGGCGUACUCCAUCGGUUUCCUGCGCUUCUGCAAGCAGGCCACGCUGCAGUUUUGCGUGGUCAAGCCGCUCAUGGCCGCCGUGACUGUGAUCCUGCAGGUGUAUGGCAAAUACAAAGAUGGAGACUUCAACGUUGCCAGCGGUUACCUUUACAUCACCAUCAUCUACAACAUCUCCGUGAGCUUGUCUCUCUACGCCCUCUUCUUAUUUUACUUCGCCACCCGCAGCCUGCUCAGCCCUUACAGACCCGUGCUCAAGUUCUUCAUGGUCAAGUCUGUUAUCUUCCUCUCCUUUUGGCAAGGCAUGUUGCUGGCCAUCAUGGAGAAGUGCGGCUUCAUCCCCCAGAUUAACUCCAUGGAGGUGUCUGUCGGCGAAGGGACCGUCGCCGCCGGUUACCAGAACUUUAUCAUUUGCAUCGAGAUGUUUUUCGCAGCGCUGGGAUUGCGUCUGGCUUUUACGUACACAGUCUACAUGGACAAAAGUUUAAGAACGCUAGGCCACCCCGCCCCGAUGAAGAGCAUCUCUAGCAGCCUGAAAGAGACCAUGAACCCUGGCGACAUGGUCCAGGACGCCAUCCACAACUUCUCCCCGGCUUACCAGCACUACACCCAGCAGUCCACGUUAGAGCAGGGCGUGCCGCCGCCCGCUUCGCGCUCCUUCAGCGUCGUCGGCCAGGACGCUGAGAAGACACUCCUUUUGAGCUCUGAUGAAGAUUUUUAG